AUGUUCACUAGUUUACAUGACUCUAAAUUGCAACGCAUCUUAAGUCCAUUCGGUUUAAAUCAAUCAUUUGGAAGUUAUGAACCUUCACCUUAUGCUAGUCAGUACCUAUCAUUUAUUCACAUCAUCCAUCACCUAAUGAAUACGUUUACAUUACAAAAAUUAUCUUUUGUUAUUUUAACAACUUUUUAUUUAUCACUACCAUGGAUAAUAUCUAUAGUGAAUACCCUGCCAACAGCAAAUAACAACGAUCCAAAUAUUUUGUAUCGUUUAACACCAUCAUCAGUAUCAUCAGCAGGAGCAUCAGCAUCAUUAUCACAUCAAAAUGGAGGAGGAGAAAGAAUUUAUCUACCGGAAGAACUUCUUGCACAAAUAUCAAAUGAACCAUAUAUCAAUUCAUUGUAUUUACCAAAACGAGCUGCUUACAUGGAUUUACCAUGGGGUAAACGUGCUUUAGCUAAACGUGCAGCUUAUAUUGAUUUACCAUGGGGUUAAUUGUGAAAUUUAUUUAACAUUUAUAUUCAAUUACAUACAUAUAUACUUUAAUAAUACAUACUAAAAUAUUCAUUGAGAACAAUCUAUUCAUCAGUCAUUAUAAUUAAUCAUUGAUAGACUAAAGGUGAAAUGUGAGACUAUUGGAAAAUUAUAACAAAUUAUAAAUAUACUGUCGUUUUAAAAAUCGAUAUUUCAUAAUUCAUUUGUUCUAUGAAAACUUUAUACUUUCAACAACAACAACGAUA
This is a messenger RNA of Schistosoma spindalis, 737 nucleotides long. Lineage: Eukaryota; Metazoa; Platyhelminthes; Trematoda; Strigeidida; Schistosomatidae. The record is from the annotation of a GenBank genome assembly.